Messenger RNA from Neltuma alba, 1977 nucleotides. Its product is annotated as TMV resistance protein N. Gene Ontology annotation, biological process: signal transduction; defense response. Lineage: Eukaryota; Viridiplantae; Streptophyta; Magnoliopsida; Fabales; Fabaceae. The record is from RefSeq and is a predicted model, not a curated record. Gene Ontology annotation, molecular function: ATP hydrolysis activity; ADP binding. Bases 1 to 1977 code for a protein of 658 amino acids. The transcript is spliced from 3 exons.
AUGGCUGGGCAAUCACCAUUUUCCCUGUCCUCCUCUUAUGGAUGGACUUAUGAUGUGUUUCUCAAUUUCAGAGGUGAAGAUUCUCGCUUUGAUUUUGCUCGAAACCUCUACGAGGCUUUGCAACAAAAGGGUAUCCAUACUUUUUUAGACGAUGAAAGGCUUAGGAAAGGAGAAAAGAUUACGCCUUCACUUCUCAAAGCAAUCCAAGAGUCUAGGAUGGCUAUUACUAUUUUCUCUAGAAACUAUGUUUCCUCUACAUCUUGCUUAGAUGAGCUUGUUCAGAUCCUUGAGCAUAUAAACAAAAAAGGUAGACUGGUUUUGCCCAUUUUUUAUGACGUGGAUCCAUCAAGAGUACGACGUCAAAGAAAAAAUUAUAGAGAAGUAUUUGCUCAGCACGAGAGGAGGUUUAAAAAUGACAAGGAGAAGGUGCAAAAAUGGAGGCAGGCUCUACAAGAUGCUGCUAAUCUCUCGGGUUUCCAUUUUAAGCCUGGAUAUCAAUAUGAAUAUGCUUUGAUUAAAGCAAUUGUUAAAGAGGUCACUAAGAGAGUUAACCGCAAGCCUUUACACAUUGCUGAUUAUCCAGUUGGAUUUGAGUAUCGAGUGCGAAAAGUAAAUUCUCUUCUAAAUGUUGAAUCUAAUGAAGGGGUCCAAAUGGUAGGAAUAUGUGGCACUGGUGGAAUAGGAAAAUCAACAAUUGCUCGAGCAGUAUGCAGUUCGAUUGUGGACUCAUUCGAAGGCUUUUGUUUCCUUGCUGAUGUUAGAGAAAAUUCAAUUAAUCAUGGCCUAGCAUAUGUCCAGGAAAUGCUUCUUUCUGAACUGUUGGAGGAGGACAUCAAGUUAAGAGAUGUUAAUAAAGGAAUUCCAACAAUAAAGCAUAGGCUCCACAAAAAGAAGGUUCUUCUUGUUCUUGAUGAUGUUGAUAAGCCAAAGCAAUUACAAGCAAUUGCUGGGGGACUUGAUUGGUUUGGUUCUGGUAGUAGAAUCAUUGUAACAACAAGGGAUCAGCAUUUGCUAGUAAGCCAUGGUGUUAAAAGAAUUUAUGAGGUAGACUGUUUAAAUAAAGAAGAAGGUCUCGAAUUGCUUAAAUGGCAUGCUUUUAAACAAAGUAGUGUUGAUUCAAGUUGCAUGGGCGUUUUAAACAAUGUAGUACUCUAUGCUGGUGGUCUUCCAUUGGCGUUGGAAGUUAUAGGUUCCAACUUGUUCGGUAGAGAAACAAAUGAUUGGAAUUCUGCAUUAGAAAGUUAUCGUAGUAUUCCAAUUAAAGAGAUCCAACAAAUCCUGAAGGUAAGCUAUGAUGCUUUGGAGGAAUACGAACAGGAAAUCUUUCUUGACAUUGCUUGCUGCUUUCAAGGUGACAGUUUUGAAUAUGUAAGAAGUGCAUUGUAUGCACGUGGUAUAUGCCCGGAUUAUGGUGUUCAAGUGUUGAUUGAUAAAUGUCUCAUAAAGAUGAAUCAUGGUAAGGUGACGAUGCACGAUUUGAUUCAAGCCAUGGGUAAAGAAAUUGUGCGACAGAAAUCACCAUAUGAGCCUGAAAAGCGCACUAGGUUAUGGUUUCAUAAAGACAUUCUUAAUGCGUUGGAAGAAAACAAGGGUUCUGGGGAGAUUGAAGCCAUAAAUCUAGACAUGCCCGGAGAUAUGGUGAUUGAUUGGAAUGGAAGGGCCUUCAAAAAGAUGCCAAAUCUUAAGAUUCUUAUUAUCAGAAAUGCACAGUUUUCUACAGGUCCCAAGCAUCUCCCCAACAGUUUAAGAGUGUUGGAUUGGAAGGGAUAUCCUUGUCCAUCUUUACCGUCUGAUUUUAACCCCAAGGAACUAAUUAUCCUCAAAAUGCCGGAAAGUUUCCUCCAACCGGAUGUCCUACUCAGCGCAUGCAGAGUAUUGGCCCUUUUGAUCAUUAUUUCUUUUUAUAAUGAAGCAAGAAUACGUCAAAAUUUGUUCCAUGCAAUGAUUGCUGUAAAUAUUAGUAUUUGUGUUUUUUAA